Talpa occidentalis (Iberian mole) is the source of this 1131-nucleotide messenger RNA. Its product is annotated as P2Y purinoceptor 4-like. Gene Ontology annotation, biological process: transepithelial chloride transport; G protein-coupled receptor signaling pathway. Gene Ontology annotation, molecular function: G protein-coupled purinergic nucleotide receptor activity; G protein-coupled UTP receptor activity. Gene Ontology annotation, cellular component: plasma membrane. Lineage: Eukaryota; Metazoa; Chordata; Mammalia; Eulipotyphla; Talpidae. The record is from RefSeq and is a predicted model, not a curated record.
AUGCUCAGCUUCAAGGGAACCAGGGGGACCAUAGUGCAAAAAUCCUCUGUCCACAACCCUGGACCCGGCUUAUAUCCCGGUGACAGUGAGGUUGAACUGGACUGCUGGUUUGACGAGGAGUUCAAGUUCAUUCUGCUGGCUGUGAACUAUGUGCUCGUGUUUGUGCUGGGCCUAGGCCUCAAUGCCCCAGCCCUCUGGCUCUCUCUCUUUCGCCUCCAACCCUGGGAUGCAACAGCUGCCUGCAUGGCAUUAUCAGACACUUUGCACGCACUGUCGCUACCCACCCUCAUCUAUUAUUAUGCGGCCCACAAACACUGGCCCUUUGGCACCAGGCUCUGCAAGUUCAUCCACUUUCUCUUCUAUUGGAAUCUGUACUGCAGUGUCCUUUUCCUCACCUGCAUCAGUGUUCAUCGCUUAGGCAUCUGUCACCCAGUUCAGGCACUACACUGGAUGCCACACCUGGUAAACCUUCUCUGCCUAGCAGUUUGGUUGAUGGUAGCCAGCUGCUUCAUUCCCAACCUGUUGUUUGUUACAACCUGCACCACGGAGACCACCAUUCUGUGCAACAACACCAAUUGGCUGGAAGACUUUUACCACUACGUGCACUUCUGUUCAGCAGCUGUGAGACUGUUCUUUGUGAUAUCCUGCCUGGUUAUUCUGGUCUGCUAUGGACUCAUGGCCCGGCGCCUGUAUCAGCCCUUGCCAGGAGCUGCCCAGUCACCUUCUCAUCUACGUUCUCUUCAGACCAUCACUGUGGUGUUGGCUGUCUUUGGCUGCCUGCUCAGCCGCACCAUUUGUUACAUGGUAAGGUUGUUUGAAGCUGACUGCUGGGUGCUGAUCAUCAUCAAUGUGGUCUACAAGGUGACCUGGCCCCUGGCCAGUGCCAACAGCUGUCUGGAUCCUGUGCUCUACUUGCUCACGGCGGAUACAUAUCGAUGUCAGCUCCAGCAUCUCUGCGGGAGUGCAAGGCCCCAACCUACCACCGCUGCCUCCUCUCUGGCACUGGUGUCCCUGUCUGAUGAUAGAAGUGGCAGGCAGAGAGCCACCCACCAGGGCAGCAGCCUUAUCCCUAGGGUAGUAAGUUAUAAUGCUGGAAGUCUGGAAGUGAGAAACGGGGGAGGGGGAGGUUGA